Messenger RNA from Penicillium canariense, 744 nucleotides. RefSeq lists its product as uncharacterized. Lineage: Eukaryota; Fungi; Ascomycota; Eurotiomycetes; Eurotiales; Aspergillaceae. The record is from RefSeq and is a predicted model, not a curated record. Bases 1 to 744 code for a protein of 247 amino acids. The transcript is spliced from 2 exons.
AUGUCGCAACACUCUCUGAGAGACGUGUUGAUCAACAAUGUGAAAGACCGGAAAAUAAUUGUCUGGGAUGAGCUCCAAGUACCUCCUAAUAUGGAGUCCGAUACUGAUCAAUGGGUUGGAUAUUUCCAGCCAUUGGUCCAAAUUUCGGGCCAUUUUAGCUCUUACUGGGCAAGGCCUCGAGAGCGGCCUGACACAGUUCUUCUAGUGACAUUGUGGCGCAACAUGUCAAAACUAAGGGGUUUCGAAGACACCCCUGGCGCCCAGCUCUUCUGGGAGAAUCUUGCUAGCAAAGGGAUUUUACGCAUAGCAUCCCACGAGACUGUUGUGCAUAGCAAUUGGUUUAACUGCUUGAAGGGGUCUUUCAUUCAGUUAUUCUGGGUCUAUUUUCCCGCCUCUAUAGAUGAAGAUCAGCUGGCCCAAAUUACAAAGUCCAAAGGUAUCCUUCCACCAGCAAUGGGCUUUUCAGUCCCGCGAAAGGAUUUUCUCCUGACACACAUCCCUGCGAAAAUAUGGGCAAACCAAACGAAAACUGUGAAUGAACAGGAAACCCAGUUAAUGCUGUGGCCGCAUUUCUGGCAGAAUGAAGAGAAGGCCGAGUUUCGGAACAUUCAUAAGGGUCGUACAAUUAGAUCUCCGACCGUGAGGGAAGAAUUCGUUACAGAGUUGGAAUACAUGAACCCGGUGGCGUGGAAAGAAGAGUUCUGUACUUUUACCUGCUUUCCUCUGGAUCGAGAGAAUCGCUAG